AUGAAGGCAGUGGUGUCACAUGAUACGAAAGAUUUCUACUAUGAAGAGAGCAUCCCAGUAAUCACAAAGGACCAGAAGCGUGACUACACCUUCCCGAUCUACAAUCUACUGGUAAUUCUUGAUUUGUCAAGUAAUAGUUUGGCGGGACAGAUUCCAGAGGAGAUAAGUCUACUCAUUGGGCUUACCAAUCUGAACUUGUCAAAUAAUGAACUCACCGGAGCAAUCCCAAACCAAAUCGGUGAUUUGAGGCAGUUGGACUCACUCGACCUAUCCUUCAAUGAGUUUUCUGUUUCAAUACCAUCAAGUUUGUCAGCUUUAACUUACUUGAGCCACUUGAACUUGUCAUACAACAAUCUGUCCGGUGCAAUACCAUCCGGACAACAGCUACAAGCUCUUGAUAAUCAGAUGUAUAUAUUCAUCGGUAACCAUGGUCUUUGUGGAGAUCCUGUCGGCAGGAACUGCUCAACACAUGAUGUUGAGCAAAGUGGGCUCAAAGAUAUAGAUCAUAUGCCAUCUGUUUAUCUUGCCAUGAGCAUUGGAUUUGUGGUGGGUCUGUGGACGGUUUUCUGCACCAUGUUGAUGAAGAGAACAUGGAGGGCUGCCUUCUUCCAGUUUAUUGAUAUGACAUACGACAUGGUUUAUGUGCAAGUGGCUGUAAGGUGGGCUCGCAUGAUGGAGAAAAUUCAAGAUGGUGCACCAUGAAGUGCCCAACUCCACAACAUGCGAAUUGUUUGUAUCUAAAUAUUAUUUGUAUAUUCACACCAUAUCUCUAUUUGUAACUCUAAAGGGGCCUUGG
Molecule: messenger RNA, 796 nt
Organism: Hordeum vulgare subsp. vulgare (domesticated barley)
Lineage: Eukaryota; Viridiplantae; Streptophyta; Magnoliopsida; Poales; Poaceae
Product: receptor-like protein EIX2
Exons: 1
Coding region: 1-702 (233 amino acids)
Molecular function (GO): protein binding
Source: RefSeq, a predicted model, not a curated record